This is a messenger RNA of Abrus precatorius (Indian licorice), 2100 nucleotides long. RefSeq names its product probable amino-acid acetyltransferase NAGS2, chloroplastic. The record is from RefSeq and is a predicted model, not a curated record. The transcript is spliced from 10 exons. Gene Ontology annotation, cellular component: cytoplasm. Gene Ontology annotation, biological process: L-arginine biosynthetic process. Gene Ontology annotation, molecular function: L-glutamate N-acetyltransferase activity, acting on acetyl-CoA as donor. The coding region runs from base 14 to 1852 and encodes 612 amino acids. NCBI's taxonomy places the organism in Eukaryota, Viridiplantae, Streptophyta, Magnoliopsida, Fabales, Fabaceae.
GGUGAAUAAUCCUAUGGCCGCUUUGUCAACGAGCUCUCGCCCUUCCCUUCUAAACCUUCCCAAGUUAUCUUCUUCCGAACGAUCUAAUUUCCAUCCAAAACAACUGAAUUUAACAUCAUGGCCCUCAAAAUUAAAUUCAUAUAAUCCAUUAGCUUUGAGGGGAAUCUCAAACUCAACGUGUACACAAUGUAACGUGUUCAGCGAAGAAUUGAAUGGGAGCGAAGUGGAAGAGAAGGGUUUCAGCUCAACAGAGGAUAGGCAAUUCGUACGUUGGUUUCGUGAGACGUGGCCUUACCUGUGGGCGCAUCGUGGUGCCACCUUUGUUGUCAUCGUUUCCGGUGAAAUUGUCGCUAGCCCUUUCUUGGAUCCCAUUCUCAAGGAUAUAGCAUUCCUUCAUCACCUGGGAAUCCGGUUUGUUGUUGUUCCGGGGACCCAUGUGCAAAUUGACAAUCUUUUGCGUGAGAGAGGGAGCCAGCCUAAGUAUGUUGGUCCAUAUAGAAUAACUGAUGAUGAAUCUCUAGCAGCUGCAAUGGAAGCAGCUGGGAGAAUAAGAUUGAUGAUUGAGGCAAAGCUUUCUCCUGGACCUUCUAUGUGCAAUAUUCGUCGACAUGGUGACAAUAACCGGUUGCACGAAGUUGGUGUCAGUGUUGCUAGUGGGAACUUUCUUGCAGCCAAGAGAAGAGGGGUUGUCAAAGGAAUUGAUUAUGGGUCAACUGGGGAAGUUAAAAAAGUAGAUGUUUCUCGCAUGCGUGAGAGGCUUGAUGGUGAUUGUAUAGUUAUUUUAAGCAACUUGGGCUACUCCAGCUCUGGAGAAGUAUUAAAUUGCAACACCUAUGAAGUUGCAACAGCUUGUGCCUUGGCUAUAGGAGCAGACAAACUUAUAUGCAUUAUAGAUGGUCCAAUACUUGAUGAAAAUGGACACCUUAUUCGAUUCUUGCCUCUUCAAGAAGCAGACAUGCUGAUUCGAAAACGGGUUGAGCAAAGUGAAACAGCUGCUAACUAUGUGAAAGCUGUUAAUGAAGAAAAUUUCAACUCUCUUGGGUACAACAAUUUUAAUGGGGUAGUUUGUUCUCCACAGAAUAGAAAACCAUUUUCAGAAUAUCAUAAUGCAACCUUUCAUAAUGGUGUUGGUUUUGACAAUGGGAAUGGUCUAUGGUCUGGGGAGCAAGGUUUUGCUAUUGGAGGUCAGGAGUGGUUAAGUCGAAUGAAUGGUUACCUGUCAGAACUGGCUGCUGCUGCCUUUGUUUGCAGAGGUGGUGUUCAAAGAGUUCAUUUGUUGGAUGGCACUAUUAGUGGAGUUCUAUUGUUGGAAUUGUUUAAGAGAGAUGGGAUGGGAACAAUGGUGGCUAGUGACCUUUAUGAAGGCACCCGGAUGGCUCAAGAAAAAGAUAUUUCUGGAAUAAAACAACUUAUCCAGCCUUUGCAGGACUCUGGCAUAUUGGUUAAGCGGACUGAUGAAGAGCUGCUUCAAUCGUUAGGCUCCUUCAUUGUUGUGGAAAGAGAAGGUCAAAUAAUUGCUUGUGCUGCACUUUUUCCUUUCUUUGAGGAGAAGUGUGGAGAGGUUGCUGCAAUUGCAGUAUCUCCUGAUUGUCGAGGCCAAGGACAAGGAGACAAAUUACUUGAUUAUAUCGAGAAGAAGGCAUCAUCUCUUGGAUUUGAUAUGCUUUUCUUGCUUACAACUCGUACAGCAGAUUGGUUUGUGAGGCGUGGAUUUUCAGAAUGCUCAAUUGAUUCUAUACCUGAGAAGAAGAGGAUAACGAUUAAUCUGUCCCGCAAGUCUAAGUAUUACAUAAAGAAGCUUCUACCUAAUAAGAGUGGAAUUACUGUUGGCAGGAAAAACACUCCCUGUUAGCGCAUUUUUGUUUUCCAACGGGGAAAGGGUGGUUGGAUCAAGAUGUUUGCACUUCCUUAGACCGUAGGUAAUAAUCCCAUAAUCAUAUGGUUGCUGGAGAAUCAGAAGCUUUAGCAAGUUUCCUCCGCAUUUAUUAGUAUUUAAUUUCCAGAUUUCAGGUUAUUUUUUUUCUCCUCACCCCCAAAUUAACUAAAGAAUAUUGAUCUACUAGUUGUCAUGUCAUAUAUAUAUGGAUUGAUGGUUAUUCU